Molecule: messenger RNA, 3078 nt
Organism: Penicillium brevicompactum
Lineage: Eukaryota; Fungi; Ascomycota; Eurotiomycetes; Eurotiales; Aspergillaceae
Exons: 4
Coding region: 1-3078 (1025 amino acids)
Source: RefSeq, a predicted model, not a curated record
AUGUCUAGCUCUCAGAUGCGCCCUGGAGUCUCUCAGACGGUUGAGAACCGGCUGACGGACUUCCCGUAUGCUUCUAAUGCUAAUGGCGUUCGGCCUCCUCCUGGCCUUCUCAACCUUCGUGCACCACGGAGUAGUCCAGCUCGAUUCGAUUCUUCAGCUCGAAUCUCCCCUGUGAUUCCUCUUGCACGUGGCGUGAAGGUGGUGGGACCGUCGUGUGUUGCACCCACCCUGAGAGCUGUUUCCAUGCAGCCGCUGGGCCAGGCCAUGGAUGUUAAUGUUGUUCAUGGUGAGUCGUAUUUAUUCGAGUCUCGUGAGGAAUCGAACCAUCGAUCCUCCACAUAUCUCGUCUGCGAACUUUCCAACAUGGAUUAUCUUACUAACACUUCUGCUCUUCGAGACCCGCGGGCUCGGACACAACACCACGAUCAUCGAUUCCCACCUGGCCGUGAUGGCUUUGGUGGUGUUCAAGAAGCCUUGGGCCAGGCUCGCCCUGCCCUGUUGCAGGCUUCUGAUGGCACACUGUUUGAGCGAAUUGUCACGGACGGUAGUUCGGGCUCUGCGUUCCAGUUCCGUGACUUGAAUCGCACCCAUGAUUUCGGUGACGAAGCUCGGGCUUCGCAGUUUAUGACUGCACGCUCUCGAGCUGCCAGUUACCAGCCUGUUGUCCCGCGGGCUGAUGUUCGCCCACGACAGUCCGCCGCCACCAGUCUCUCUCCGGGUCAACACUUUGCCUCGGUCAAUGAAGGUCGUUCUUCAAUCAAUCAACGAGCCUUUGACCCCAUCCCCGAGGAGGUUCUGAGUGGUCUGACCAUGGGUGAAAGCUAUACUUUCAACGCAAAGAUGUUGGGCCAGCAUCUUGCUUCUCGUGGACCCCCACCAGGGCUCCCAGUUCCUGAUGAGCUUGUUCGACCCCGAUUCCGAGGCAACGUGCUUCAGAUUGAUGAGCAUCUGGGGUCGGGAGGCAAUUCUCUGGUUGUCAGGGUCGAAGGCGAGCAAUCGACAAGCCAGCGGUCGUACAUGCCGGGAAGCGCUGCCUCCCCCGAUGCUUUCAGCGACGAACGAUUCGGUCGACCCGUUGCUCAAGGAUCAGGUUCUGGCUCUGAUACCCGGAGCCCUCGCAUGCCUGUCUUUGGGUUUUCUUCUACCCUUGAAGCUGAGAGUUUCGAGCCUGCGCCACGCAGACACCCACAUGGCUUGCCCUACGUCGAAUAUCAGAGCUCCCAGUCCCCUGAUCAAGGACUUGGAUAUUUGACCUCGUCGCGUAGGCCCAUUCGAUUUGGGUUCAGUUCCACGGCGGAGGCUAUGUCUCAUGGCUUAGAGGUUGAGACGCAUGCCGCUUCUGCUCCGUUUGGGGCCCAUCAAGUGAAGGCUGAACCAGCGAUGCAAGCUCGUCUUCCUGUCUAUCAAGCCGUUGAUGGGAACUUCGAGCAAAACCAUGCAUCUCAAGUUUGGAGCAACUUUGCUCCUCACUCGGCCGCCAUUUCUGACAUUAAAGGGCCUCCAGGCUUCGGAGACUCGUUCGACUCCUUCAAUCAAGGAUCUGCCCAUCAUGGCGGAGGUCCUCCAAACCGAUUGGAGUCGAAUGAGACUCCAGCUCUAGCCACUCACGCACGUGCUAAGGACUUGUCAGGUGGAAAUCAGUCUAAACUUCCAGCAGGGCCCCCUCACCAGCAGUACCUCAAAUCGCUGGACUUGAAAGCCCUCAAAAGUCAACAGGUCAUUUUCAUCUUUCAUAUGCUUAGCAUAAUGGGCAAUUUGAGACCUGAAUUUGUCCUGCAACGCGGUGGCAAAGGAAAAGAGAAGAUUGGCAUCAAGAUCAUCAUGUGGGGUCACACUGUGUUUGGUCCUAAUAGCUUCGAGUCUGUUGCGAUGGCCAAGGUGGCUGCCUGUCGCCUGGCUCUCGCGCUGAUUCAGGAGGAUAACCCGACGUGGUUGGUUCCUCCUCAGCCUAGUGAGGGUCCCACGAUCCCUGCCUGGGAUUGGAACUGGAUGCUUGCCGACUAUUGUGCGACGCGAGCGAUCCCACAGCCCCUGUACCAGCCCAGCCGUUAUGGAGACUUCUGGCAUUGUGACCUCUCGGUCAAGGACAAGGUUUUCCGCACCGCCGAAGGAUGCCGAAGCCUUGCAGAGGCGCACAACACUGUGGCUCAUAUUUCGCUCUACCAGCUGAUUGUCAUGGAUGGUGAUGAGCCUUUUCUUCAUUCCAACUGCAAUCUGCCAAUGAGAGGUCUGAAAGAACCACUGAGCGUCGAUCUUCAGAAGCAGAUUGCUGGUCUUCUGAGAUCGGGAAAGACUUACAAACCACCCAAGUCAGGUCAACCUAAGUCAGGUUCUUCUAAGUCAGGUGCUUCCAAUUCUCAGUAUGCAGGCGUGACCAAGAAGACUUCUCCUGCUGGGAAGUUCCGAGGCUGGGGAGGUAAAAAGAAGAGGUCGAAAGGAAAAGGCAAGCAGCAGCAGGCUCAGCCACCACCUGCUAAGAAGAAGUCUGCUGCUCAGUCUGCCACUCAGUCUGCCACUCAGGCUGCCACUCAAUCUGCUUCUCAUCCUGCUUCGGGUCCACCCCUUGGUGUUGCUCGGUCUGCAAACACCGAGCCGGUUACAAACAGUCGUCUGGCUCCAAUCGAGGUUGCAGAAGAGCAUGUCGAUGAUCCUCUGGCAACUUUGAAGGCCAUUGAGAAGAAGUUUAAGGACCUCAAUUCCGAUGCGUCCUUCCGCCGGGUUAUGGAGAGAAUUUGCGAUGUCCUGGGAGUCAACUACCCUACCAUCAUCACCCGUGAUAACGAUGACAAUGAUUAUCCCCAUUCACUGGAGGUUCUCGCCGAAUUCGACAACAGCCAUCCAUACCUGGGCCGCGCUAGUCCGAUCAAGCUUGCCGACGUGGAGAACUCUGAUAAAGAGGUCAUCAACGGAAUUGCCGUCAAGCAUAUCAUUCUUCGCUUGCUCAGGAUGGUCAAGGAGGACUCCGGUGCUGAUGACGACGAAUACCGCCUUGAUUAUCCUAAGCUCUCUGACUUCGAGGAUGAGACCAAGGAGAGUCUGGCUCGCCAGAGUCGUCCGUCUGGAACUCUGUCUUACUAG